GCGCGUGAUAUCACUCACUAACGUGGGCUGGACAUCCGUUGUUUAUUCUCAGAAAGGAAAUUACUCACGGUUGGAAUGAGCCUAGCUAGCGGCAGGACUUGUCCAGUAUUGUCUCUCCGGUACUCUCGUCGCUACCGCCAUGAUGGGAACGAGGAUCGGUGUGUGGUGGGUGGUGGUGCUGGCGGUGGUAGUGGUGGCGGUGCUGGGGCAAGACUGCACACAAAUGAGGCAAGAAUGUCGGCUUAAAACCAGCAAGACGGUACUGGACAACCAAGAGAUGGUCUCCCUUAACGUCUCCUGCUACUGCAAGAAGGGCGAAGAUGUAUCAAGAAGCCUGGAGGAGGUAGUAGGUCUCAAGUGUUCCUGGCUGCCAACUGCCCCACACCUCAAGGUCAACACCUCCACAUUACAUAUCUCCGGCUGUAGUGUCCAUAACAAUGUGGUGCCGUCGGCAGUGUGGAAUCUGGUGCGUCGGAGUGACCACCUGGAGGUGUGGGUGGAAGCCUCACCAAGCUUCCGCCUGGGAGCCUACAUUGCCCCGGAGGAGGAGGAGACACUGCCCUCCCUCACCGCCACCUUCAUCAACAGUAAGAUAAGCGGGUUACCUGAGGGAAUCUUGGGAAGCAGCCACCAGGUGGAGGUACUGGUGGAGGAGUGUGAGCUGGGGGUGCUGGAGACCCGCUCCUUCUCUGGCUAUCCCUCCACGGCUAACGUCAGUGUCACCCUCGUUGGUACCGACAUACUCACGCUCAAGAUGGUGGCGUUCGAACUGCCUGGAGCCGGGAGAGUCAAGAUGGUGGGUGGACGGGUGGGGUCAUGGGAGGAGUCUGGCUACUCGGGAGGUUCUCAUCUCACUCUGGAUGGCGUCAGAAUUGGUCGCCUCCUCUCCGGGGCCAUCAACAUCCACGGCCUCCAGUCCUUCGCCAUGACGAACUGCACCGUCGCCACACUCUACGAAGAGGCUCUGAAACACAAGCGCCUCCCUCAGUCGCAAGCUGUAGCCGAGGACGAGACGAGUUCUGCCACCUUCAAAGACAACAACUUUGUGGAGGCCAAUGGUAAAGCCUUUGUCAACCUGUGUGGCGUGAAGAACCUUGUGUGGCACAACAACUCAUUCGUUAACAUUACCAUGCCUCCUCUCAGGUUCCAGGAACCCGAGUGUGAGACAGCUCGGGACUGGAAGAAAAUAAUUUCUCUGACUGGCAUCAACUGCUUAAAUUGUGAGGACUUCAGGAACUCAGAUGAACAGACCUGCGCCAUCUACGAAACUGGAUACUGCACGUCUUGUACGGAACUCUUCGAUAAUUGCUACAGCCCAGCACUCCAUCUAAUUAUUAAUCAGUGUUCAACAUCACAUCCAAAUGUUGUGUCAGAGCUGGAGACCAACUGUCAUUUCAACUACAGCAAAACCAGGCCAGAGCCCAGGAGCUUAACUGGUGUUGGGAGUAAUCUUAUUCCGCUCUCAUUGUUAAUAUAUGCUGGCCCAGUCUUAUAUAUCCAUAUGCUGAAUAAUUAAUUAUUAAAAAUUAUUCGAAUAGUUAAAAAUGCUUUGAAAUUAAAUCCUUAAAAUGCAAGGUUUGAUCUGAAAGCAAGCUAUAAAUUCAUACGCAUACAAUCAUAUCACCUAUGACAGAUUUCAUAAUGACUGCUUUUCACUGUCAAAACACUGACGUCGAAAAUAACUGUCAAUGUGAGUACUGUAUAAUGCUGUUAAAAAUGUUAUAUGGUUAUCAACACAGAUGUAGACUGAUUCAUGUGUGGUUGGGUCCCCACUAGUGGACCUUGCCUAAAAAAAAUUUAAUCCAAAGAAAAAAUAAGAAAUAAAACAAAGAUUAUUAUAUUCUUUAAGACAUUGUUACUGGCCACCAGACCUUUGCUUCGAAUUCUUCAAUCAACCCGUCCUCUGGAAUAAUACAUCGUAUUCUUACAAAAUACAUCAAAAUCACUGAUGGACCUGAACCGAUUAUGUGCCUCUGUAAUCAUCUACACCACCGCCCACGGGAUGGGUAUGGGGUGCAUAAUAAAGAAAUUGAAUUGAAAUAUGAGCUAUUACGAAUCAUAGCGGUUCACAAACCAACCCGUUCUUCUAAGCAUUCACAACGUCACUAACUGUUGCACUAAAUUGCCCGAACCUAGCCUACCCGAGGACCCAAUAACUGAAAACUGUACAUCUCGUCAAAUUCGCGAGUCACUGUCAAUUUUAUACGUCUGUUUUUGGCCUUUGGGUAAUUAUACGUCAAAAUGCGAGGUACUAUUCAGGAGAAUGAGUUGCACAAAAAGCAUGUUUUCUAUGCGUGGCUCCGUCUGUUAGACUAGGUUAGGUUUGGGCCAUUUAGUACACCAGUUUUAUGACGUUGUGACAAUAGAAGAUGGGCUGCUUCCAUACACACAUGUCAAAUGUGCAUUAAUGACACUAUGUAAAAGACACAUCGAACACUUUAUGUAGGGCAUACG
Procambarus clarkii (red swamp crayfish) is the source of this 2454-nucleotide messenger RNA. The record is from RefSeq and is a predicted model, not a curated record. Lineage: Eukaryota; Metazoa; Arthropoda; Malacostraca; Decapoda; Cambaridae.